Molecule: messenger RNA, 654 nt
Organism: Ficedula albicollis (Collared flycatcher)
Lineage: Eukaryota; Metazoa; Chordata; Aves; Passeriformes; Muscicapidae
Product: UDP-glucuronosyltransferase 1-1-like
Exons: 1
Coding region: 70-654 (194 amino acids)
Molecular function (GO): UDP-glycosyltransferase activity
Source: RefSeq, a predicted model, not a curated record
GGCUACAAAAGCCGGCAAAGCAGGCCUGGCCUCUCAGGUGUGAGGGUUCCUCUCUGCACAGCCCACACCAUGCUGGUGACACUGCUUCUCCCCUUCCUGUGCCUCCUGAGCCCGGCCACUGCUGGGAAGCUGCUGGUGAUCCCCAUGGAGGGCAGCCACUGGCUCAGCAUGAAAAAAGUGCUGGUGGAGCUGAGCAAGAGAGGGCACGAAAUCGUGGUCGUCGCACCGGACAACAAAAUCCUGAUCGAUUCCGCAGAUGUCUAUGAACUGAAAACCUACCCUGUGCCAUUCACGAAGGAGGACAUGGAAGAACACAUACACUCUGCUAGUGCAAGAGCUUUCAGCCAAGAACCUUUCUUGGUGAGAUUCUGGAAGCUUUUGGGAGAUUAUCGGAAGAGCGGGACUAUGUUUCAUGCUUCCUGCAAGUCCUUGCUGUACAACCACGAGCUGAUGAAGUACAUCGGAGACAGUCACUUCGAUGCCCUACUCACGGAUCCCGUGUCACCUUGUGGGCAGAUCAUUGCCCUGCACUUCUCCCUCCCCAGUGUUUUCUUUCUGCGGCUGGUCCCGUGUGCCUUAGAUGUUCACGCAGCUCAGGGCCCGGACCCGCCGUCCUAUGUCCCACGCAUGUUCUCGAAAACACGGACCACAUGA